Messenger RNA from Sinocyclocheilus anshuiensis, 2892 nucleotides. RefSeq names its product EMILIN-2-like. Gene Ontology annotation, molecular function: protein binding. The record is from RefSeq and is a predicted model, not a curated record. The transcript is spliced from 12 exons. NCBI's taxonomy places the organism in Eukaryota, Metazoa, Chordata, Actinopteri, Cypriniformes, Cyprinidae. Bases 1 to 2814 code for a protein of 937 amino acids.
AUGAAGCGCUUCCUCGCAGGUUACGCAGCGCUUAUAUUUAUUAUUCUCAUGACCUUUCCUUUGACUGAUGGCACUCCGUCGAGGUAUAGUCUGUUCCAGGGCAGUCCUUAUUCCAGCUCUGCUUCGAGACAACGGAACAAAAACUGGUGUGCUUUUGUAGUGCAUAAGAACGUGACAUGCGCUGUGCUGGCGGCGAACGAAAAAGUCAUGGAGCCGCAGCUCCUGCCCUAUAUAAACUGGUGUGCUUUUGUAGUGCAUAAGAACGUGACAUGCGCUGUGCUGGCGGCGAACGAAAAAGUCAUGGAGCCGCAGCUCCUGCCCUGUCCGCCGAAUCAGCCCGACUGCACACAGCGGCUCAUAUAUCAUACUCACAUGAGGCCCAUGUACAAAAUAGGCUACAAACAAGUGACUGAACUGGAAUGGAGGUGCUGUCCAGGAUAUCAAGGUCAUGACUGUACUGAGCUGAAAAAUACCCCUCAGAAACCCAAUGUUGUUGAGGAACCACGUCGAGAUGUUCCCUCAACCAGCAGCCAACAACAGAGCAUCUUGGGACCAGAAGUGUUCUCCGAGACACAUCCAUGGUCUCAACCCGGGCAGAAAGGACAUCAUAGCCAUCAACUGGGAGAUUAUGGAGAUCGUCAACACGAGAGUCAACGAGUUCAGGCAUUAGAAGAAGAAGUGGAGCGUCUUUCUCAGACUGUACUCGGCCUGCAAGCCAUGACUUCUGCCAAUGCGAACCUACGGCUAGAUUUACAGGAAGAUGUUACCAAAUUCGUUCUAAACAUGUUGGGGAAUUUGCAACAGCCACAGGAUGUCAAAGCGGGUGGAAUCGAGAGCAUUACGCUCCCAUAUGACCUCCGUUCAUCACCAGGCACUGAUGAACUCCAGAACCACAUUACCCAGCUCUCCAACACCAUCGGUACCAACACUAAUAGCAUCCAAGAUCUGCAGAUGAGGAUCCAGAACAUUGAUGGACAGAUGCAUCGAUUAACAGAAGCAAGCAACACUGGACCGCUUCAGCCUUCCUCAACAGCUGCAACCAAUGAGUGUCCAUGUCAAGCAUACAUCGAUGAAAAUCUUUCAGCCCUUCGUGAGGAGCUUCUUCAAGGAAUGGACAUCAAAAUAGCAGACAUGAAGAAUGCAUGCGACUACAAAGUGCUGUCUGUUCAAGAACAGUGUGAGGAACAAGAAACCUCUUACUUGAGCCUGGCCGAGCUCCUUGACUCCAAAGAGACUGAACUCCGCAAAGAGAUCCAAGACUUGCGUCUCCAGCUUCCAAUUGGAAAACCCCAAGAGUUGGACAAUGCUGAGGUCCAGAAGCUUAAGGACACCCAACAGAUACUCCAAAACACCAUUAGGGAGCACAAUGCCACCAUUGCACAGAUAAAUGCACAAGGGAACGCUCUGGAGGCAAGGGUUAGUCUUGCAGAAAAGAGCACAGAGGUGCAUUGCCUCUAUCUUGAGGAGAAACUGAGAAGGGAAAGAUUUAAGGAAGAGGAAGACCAAAGAAUAGCUUUCGAAGAGAAGAUCAGUGGUGUUCAAUGUGACAACAGCACUUCUCAGCUACUCUUUGGUCUUGAUGAGCGCCUGGAAGUCUUGGAGAAACAUGCACAGCUCCUGCAGGACAAGGUUGGCUCUCUUAAGGAAGAUCUCAAUCAGACCAUGAGUUUUGAAACCCUCCUGCAACGGGUGGAAAAUCUAGAGGUGGAUUCUGGGCGAAGCCAAGAGCAAGUGAGGACAAUGAAGGGCUUGCUUGAUGGACUUGAUGGACGCGUGGCUAGCAUUGAAGGCGUUUGUGGUCGAUUUGAGCCAAUGUCAGACAGUCUGAAACGGAUUAAAGAUGGACUGAACAAACACGUCAAUGGCUUGUGGACUUGCGUCCAUCAGCUGAACAGUACAGUACUUGCACAUACAAGAGACAUUAACACGUUUAAAGCAAAUUCACAACUCUCAAAAGAUGGCCAGGAUGGGAUCACUGAUGCACCAACAGGUGUUCCUGACGGUACAGCGGCUGUAAAAGUUUCCAUGGAGGGAGGUCAUCCACUCCCAUCGCUGGCGUCUGGGGAAGCAGCAACUCGAGUAACCAAAGUCUUGUCUCACACCCCUCAGGGGAUCAAUGGGAGCAUGCCAUCCAUUACAGGCUAUGCAGGAGCACCAGGUUAUCCAGGGAUUCCAGCUGCCGCUCUCAGUCCUGACUCCGUUUCUGCACAGAUUCCACUGAGGACAGUACAAAUGGCCACAGGAGAAGGGCGAAUGAUGACCUAUGUGUCGUUUUCGGCUGGUCUGACACUUGUGCCAUUCCCUGGAGAAAUCGGCAUCAUCCGAUUCAACAAUAUUCCACUGAGGACAGUACAAAUGGCCACAGGAGAAGGGCGAAUGAUGACCUAUGUGUCGUUUUCGGCUGGUCUGACACUUGUGCCAUUCCCUGGAGAAAUCGGCAUCAUCCGAUUCAACAAUGUUCUGUUAAAUGAUGGAAGACACUAUGAUCCACAAACAGGUGUGUUCACUGUUCCCCUGGAUGGACGGUACCUGCUGAGCGCUGUAUUAACCGCUCAAGCGGGAGAAAGAGUCGAGGCCUUUCUCUCAGUAGCCAAUCGCAACAUCCAGAAGCUUUCCACUGCUGCAAUGGGUGGCAGAGACACUCAGGACUGCGUCUGUGGAGGGACCGUCUCUGUAAGUCUUGCUCUUCAUCUGAAGCGGGGCCAGAGGACGGGACUGGUGCUCACAUCAGGGAGACUGGCCAUUUCAGCAUCCAGUGAAAUCCUGUCCUCAUUCAGCGGAGUUCUGCUUUACCCAACAGUAGGAAAGCCAUAACCCACAGCCAAUGGCAAACAUUAAAGGGGUCAUAUGACGCUGCUAAAAAAAGAACAUUAUUUUGUGUAUUUGGUGUAA